AUGCCUGAUCAUCACCGCUACCACCACCAUCAUCGGAACCACAGGUCGGCAUCACCGCGAGCGGCCUCAACUGCGACUCCGAGCCACGCUCGCAGACCCCGGAAUCGUCACGCCGUGGUGUCUGGGAGGACGUCUACUGUCCGGGAGAACGAUGCUCCAGAUUUCGACACCGGCGCCGCACAUCUAGACUCAUGGGAAGGAGGAGCCCACGGCUCUGCUGUGGCCGGCAACCCGACCGCGACCAGUGCUGAUACAAGCUCAGCACCCACCGUCGAGUUGGCCGAAUCAUUUCCCGUGUAUCCUGCGAUAGCGGCAUACAACGGCAACCACACUCUCGAUACUGCAGAGGGCUUUCCAAGUACCGAGUCUUCUUAUCUGAUCCCUUUUGAAGCCGGCGAUGACAGCGGCAUGCUAUCAAACCGCGCGAGCUAUCCCAGCCGUUGUGCCUAUCAGUACGACCGCCCCACGACCUUGCGUUCGAGCUUUGAAAUAGAACAGUCACAGACCAUGGCAUCGAACAACUCGCAAGGCGCAACGUCUCCGACUAGCACAUACCAAGCGGGAAUGAGCCUCUAUAGCGAUCCCGCUGUCGCCGGGUCUCAGAACGUCUUUGCAGCGACUGUCUCCUAUCCCUCAAGGCAAUCAUACCCAGCGCGCUCAGACACUGAACCGGACCUUCUUGGUGACUCUUCGCUGGCUCAGGGGUUUGGCGACAGGCAGUACAGGACGGACCAACCAGUGGAAUAUAAUCCUCCCUUUAAGUCAUUGUCGCGGAGCUCGUCUAUCCGGGUCAGUCCAGGGUCAUACGAAGAUGACCAGCACGCCGCAGAAGAGGCCAGAAGGCAAUCGCCCACAGACACAAUCCUCGAUAAUGACGAUGAGCAUCGAAGCUACCCCAACCCUAGCAGCUCCAACGGAAGCGGAAGUCGUCUAUUCGAAUACCACGCGAUCUUGAACUUCAUGCAGGACCACGAGCCACCAUGGAGCAGCUGGGAGCCAAGACAGAGAACGAACUACGAUGAACACCAUAGCCAUCGGAAUGGCCGCUACCGUCCACGAAGGUAG
This is a messenger RNA of Anthostomella pinea, 1065 nucleotides long. NCBI's taxonomy places the organism in Eukaryota, Fungi, Ascomycota, Sordariomycetes, Xylariales, Xylariaceae. The record is from the annotation of a GenBank genome assembly.